Messenger RNA from Cylas formicarius (sweet potato weevil), 4061 nucleotides. RefSeq lists its product as uncharacterized. The transcript is spliced from 2 exons. Lineage: Eukaryota; Metazoa; Arthropoda; Insecta; Coleoptera; Brentidae. The record is from RefSeq and is a predicted model, not a curated record. Bases 435 to 1904 code for a protein of 489 amino acids.
UCGAGCCUGGCUGAAAUCCUUCUGUUGGUCUGUCCCACAUACGUCAGGCUGCACGAUCCGCAUGCUACACUGUAUACUCCUUGGUUUUCCAGAGUAAUUUUUUGUUUUGGGUUUCUUAGUAUUGCUCCGAUGGUAUGGACAGGUUUGUAUGCCGUUGAUAUGUCGUGUUUCCGUAAUAUUCGGCCGAUUUUGUCAGUAACCCCCUUGAUGUAUGGCAGGACAGCGAUCGAUCUUCGUUGGGUCUCGUCCUGCACACUCUGCUGCGGGUGUUGUUGUUUACUGAUUGCCUUGCUGAUGGUGCGCCUUUGGUAUCCGUUUUGUCGAAGACAGGUACUAAUUUUCUUCAGUUCUUUGUCUCUGUUCCUCUCGUUUGUGAGCCUGAAGGACCGAGCAAUUAAUGUAUUUGCCACUGCCUGUAUCUGUGAUGGGUGGUGAUGAGAUUUAGCGUUCAGAUGUCUAUUAGUGUGCUGGAAAAACAUCUGGCCAGUGCACUUCAGCCUAUAGUGGAAAAGGCAGAUUCCUAUGUUAAAAACUCAGAACAUUUCACUCAGAUUUUAGGUUCUCUCAGGAUGGACAAUCAAUCAAUACGUGAGAAUAUCAUACACCUUUACGGGAAGGAGACCUUUACAGCCACCAAGUGUUAUGAAAAACUAAGACAAAGGAGGGUUAUUUCGCUGUGCAACUUGAAUUUUCUUAAAAGCUGCCGCAACCAGACCUUGCUGCCAACAUUUACAAGGUUGUCUUAUCACACACGCACCAGAAAGACACAAGCUAUCCUGGACAAAGCUAGCAAGGCCCUACUCCAAGACCAGAUCAGGCGGACCCGGUACGAAAUUAGUGAGACUGAGCUACAACUUUUCAGACUCCACCUGAAACUGAGCAACAAGAUCCAUCAGUUGCUGUGGGACCGCAUAGAAUUACUAACAUCAUGGCGCACUGAGAAAGACAAGGACAUCACGUCAAAAAAACUGUGGAAGAAAUUAGAAAUCCUUCAGAUCAAUUCCAAAAAAUCAGGACAAGUGUCAAAUACAAACCGAAGCAGUACAGUUCAUAAUAUUUCAGCAUACCAUCUUUCCGAUACAGAAGUCAGCGUUCUGAAUAAGGGAUUUAACUAUGCAAUAGCUCCAAAAAGGGUACCCGUCGAAGAGAUCGUUUCCAACGUCGAAGCAAGUCUUUCCACCAUAGACGAACAAGAUGCGGAGUUAAUUAGGCAAGAUGUCGCCAGAGUCUUAAGACAGUCAAAACCACCGCAACCAAACUUAAGCAGAGAAGAAAUGCAAGCCUUAAGGAAUCUAAACAACAACGAAAACAUUCUAAUAAUGCCAGCAGACAAAGGAAAUGCCACUGUCGUCAUGAAUACGUCGGAUUAUAAUGCAAAAUUGGAGGAUAUUUUGAACGACCCAAUAUACAAACUAGUCACCAGAGAUCCCACGACAUAUUUGGAAAAAACAACUAAGUCCAAAAUUCUCGAUUCAUCAAUAAAUGAGGAUACAAAGAAGAAACUUAUUCCGAGGGAAAAAUCGAGUCGUUGCCCAAAAUUCUACGGGCUCCCAAAGAUCCAUAAGGACGGGGUUCCCCUGCGUCCAAUCGUAAGCGCCUUUAACUCACCAUUAUGCAAGCUGGAAAAACAUCUGGCCAGUGCACUUCAGCCUAUAGUGGAAAAGGCAGAUUCCUAUGUUAAAAACUCAGAACAUUUCACUCAGAUUUUAGGUUCUCUCAGGAUGGACAAGGACGACAUUAUGGCAAGUUUCUAUGUCAAAUCCCUCUACCCGAGUAUUCCAGUAGAAGAGGCACUCUUGCUUAUAGAAGAAAACGAAGAUCUUCCGCCAUAUAUAAUGGAUCUGUCAAGACAUUGCCUGAAAAACUUUACUUUAUGUACAACGGGAAAAUUUACCGACAAAUAGAUGGAGCAGCAAUGGGAUCAUCUCUCUCACCUGUGAUUGCCAACCUCUUCAUGAUUUACUUCGAAAAGAAAGCAAUAGAGAAGGCAAAUCUGAAGCCAAAACUAUCUACAAGAUACGUUGAUGAUGUAUUUGUUGUAUGGCCUUUUGGCAAGGAGGAGCUUUUGAAAUUCCUAGAUUAUCUGAAUUCCAUUCACCCAAGGAUUCAAUUUACAAUAGAACUUGAAGAGGAUAACAGUCUGCCCUUUCUAGAUGUGCACAUCAGAAGGACCGAAGAUGGACACUUGGAACACACUGUCUAUAGAAAACCAACACACACUAAUAGAUAUCUGAACGCUAAAUCUCAUCACCACCCAUCACAGAUACAGGCAGUGGCAAAUACAUUAAUUGCUCGGUCCUUCAGGCUCACAAACGAGAGGAACAGAGAUAAAGAACUGAAGAAAAUUAGUACCUGUCUUCGACAAAACGGAUACCAAAGGCGCACCAUCAGCAAGGCAAUCAGUAAACAACAACACCCGCAGCAGAGUGUGCAGGACGAGACCCAACGAAGAUCGAUCGCUGUCCUGCCAUACAUCAAGGGGGUUACUGACAAAAUCGGCCGAAUAUUACGGAAACACGACAUAUCAACGGCAUACAAACCUGUCCAUACCAUCGGAGCAAUACUAAGAAACCCAAAACAAAAAAUUACUCUGGAAAACCAAGGAGUCUACAGUGUAGCAUGCGGAUCGUGCAGCCUGACGUAUGUGGGACAGACCAACAGAAGGAUUUCAGCCAGGCUCGAGGAACAUCGUUUAGCCAUAAGAAACAAACAAACAACAUCUGCUUUGUUUCAGCACCAACAUCAGACAGGCCAUAAAAUUGAUUUCGGCAUUUGCAAACAAAUACCUAAUAUUCCUGAUUUUAGGACUAGGAUUAUACGAGAGGCCAUCGAAAUAGAAAAGUCCGGACACCUCAAUACGAGAGACGACGCUCUGCAUUUAUCCAACACGUGGAGAACGAUAAUCAAACAGCAGAGCGAUGCGCAGCAGCCAACGGGGACAUCGCAACUACGAUCGGGCGAAAUUAACAACGCGACAAUUCAGGGGGCGGAGCCACCUCCCCCCACGCACAAGCAGCACCGUUACCAUCUCCGGCGCAGAGUAUAAAUACCGCAUGCACCGCCGAGAACCCCCCAGUGUUCGAAGUGUUUUCGGAGCGCGAGCAUUGAAGAUGCCAAGUGAGAUUUUGGCGGAACGUCUGCAGGAUUCCAGUCGGAGUUCAACGAGCGAACGGAUGAUAUCCCGGAAUAUAGUGUCAUCACAUUUUUCCAUCCGUGAAUCAAUACGUCAAACCAUAGAAAGUAAUCCAUCCGAGGCUGUUGGUAGUUCUAGCCGGCUACCACUACCACACAAAAAAGGAUCUUAGUGCCAUGGACUGCAGAACAAAAAAAGAAAGUCAUUCAUUUCUUUUCCAAACAUAUAAAGAAAUGUCAACUUCUCGAAUAGUUUGAAUGUUUAGCACUGAAAGAAAAAUAUCCAGGACUGUUCGACAAUAAAGACUGGCCAAAAAUCAAAGCCUUCGUUCAAAAUGAAUAUAUAAAGAAAAGGAGUUUAAAGUAAAACUGCAACCUUUUUGUUUUCACAUGCUUUUAUAGAUGGAUAGAUCACUAACAAAAGAAGUGUAAAUUUUAUUUUGUUUUGUCUCUAGUUUUAGUUUUUUUUUAAUAAAUAAUAUUUUUGUGGAGCAGUACUGGUUUUAAUAGUUAAUGUGUGUGUGUGUGUGUUAUGUGUGAAAUCAUAAGAAUAAAUAUAAUAACCAGAAUAGAUCAAGAGCUAAUGACAGAAAAAAUGGAAUAUUUUUUUCUAUUCUAUACACAUAUACCUUCAAGAUAUAGAAAAAUGUAAUUAAAAAUCUUUAUGUGUACACCAAAAUUUUUCUUCGAGUGAUAAAUUUUCGGACAUCCUCUGAAUUCCACUUGAUUCCCACGGAAUGCCACAUAAUUCCUUUAUAAUUCUUUUUCUUUAAGCAUUCACAUUAAAAUAAUAAGGAACAAAGAUAUGGUACAUGGUACAUAAAUUAAAAAAAUCAAUUAGUACAAUUACAAUAUAGUGCAUAAAUUGUUGAAUUUGCCAUCUAAGGUGGUCCGUAAUUAAUGCGCAAAAAGCAAUCAAAAGCGGUAUU